Messenger RNA from Cornus florida, 2018 nucleotides. Its product is annotated as cytokinin dehydrogenase 7. Gene Ontology annotation, biological process: cytokinin metabolic process. The coding region runs from base 319 to 1869 and encodes 516 amino acids. The transcript is spliced from 4 exons. Lineage: Eukaryota; Viridiplantae; Streptophyta; Magnoliopsida; Cornales; Cornaceae. Gene Ontology annotation, molecular function: cytokinin dehydrogenase activity; FAD binding. The record is from RefSeq and is a predicted model, not a curated record.
GGCAGACAGAUGAUGUCGAUAGGAUCACAGCGUCAAACAGGACAUCGAAGCCAACCACACUGUGACGACCAAAUCCAAUCUCUCUCUCUCUCUCUCUCUCUCUCUCAAUUUAUUCAACCAUUUCCUUCCUCAAAAUUUAAUAUACCCCCUCUCCUCUCCUCUCCGCCGCUAUUUAAGUCCAAAAUUUCAUCACUUACAUUUCCAUAUCAAACACACUACUACUACUGCUACCAUAGAGAGAGAAACAAAUAAAAUAUAUAUACAUAUAUAGAGAGAGAGAAAACAAAAAGCCCCCCUCCCACCACCACUUCGCCGGCGAUGAUGAUAGCUUAUCUAGAGCGUUUUGUUCACGAUAACGACACCGACCCAAAACCAGAUAACGACGGCGUAACCGUCUGCGGAAACCUAGACCUCCAAGGGACUGUUGAUUACAGGUCCACCGACUUAGCCGGAAAAGAUUUCGGCGGGCUGCAAACGGCCGAAGCCUUGGCGUUCAUCAGACCGGCCGGUUCGGAUGACGUAGCGAGAGUGGUCAGAGCGGCUUCUCAGUCAUCCAAUCUGACGGUGGCCGCUCGAGGCAACGGUCACUCCAUCAACGGGCAGGCGAUGGCCGGUGGAGGCCUCGUGAUCGACAUGAGAUCAAUGGAUGAUAAUUCCAUAUUCCAGGUGGUGAGAUUGAGCGACGGGUCCACAUAUGUCGACGUCAGCGGAGGGGCAUUGUGGGAAGACGUCUUGAAACGCUGCGUUUCGGGGUUCGGCCUCGCUCCGAGGUCGUGGACGGACUAUCUUGAUUUGACGGUGGGUGGUACGCUGUCUAACGCCGGCGUCAGCGGCCAGGCCUUCCGUUACGGACCACAAACGUCCAACGUCACGGAGUUGGAGGUCGUUAACGGCAAAGGCGAUACGUUAGUUUGUUCGGAGACCCAAAACUCCGAACUGUUCUUUGGGGCACUGGGUGGUCUUGGUCAGUUCGGUAUCAUCACUAGAGCUAGGGUUUUGCUACAGUCAGCCCCGGACAUGGUGAGAUGGGUAAGGGUGGUGUAUGCCGAGUUUAACGAGUUCGCUCGUGACGCCGAAUUUCUGGUGACUCGGCCGGAGGGCGAUUCGUUUGACUACGUUGAAGGCUUCGUGUUCGUGAACAGCGACGACCCGGUCAACGGCUGGCAAUCGGUGCCUUUGGCUUCGGAUCAAGUAUUUGACCCGACCCAUAUACCGCAUACUUCCGCCCCGGUUCUCUACUGUCUCGAAGUGGCCUUACAUUAUCGACACGUCCACAAUUCUUCAGCUGUUGAUAUGGAACGGAUGCUUGGACGGCUGACAUUUCUCAAGCAUCUGAAGUUCGAGGUGGAGCUGUCCUACGUGGAGUUUCUGUUGCGUGUGAAGCCUGCGGAGAAACAAGCCAGAGCAAAUGGCAUAUGGGACGCCCCACACCCGUGGUUGAACCUGUUCGUGUCCAAACGAGACAUAGUGGAUUUUGAUCGGACGGUCUUUAAGAAGAUCCUAAAGCACGGUGUUGGUGGGCCCAUGUUGGUUUAUCCUCUUCUCCGAGACAAGUGGGAUGAUCGUACCUCUGUGGUGUUGCCGGAAGGGGAAAUAUUCUACAUAGUAGCAUUGCUCCGAUUCAGCCUUCCGUUUCCGAAGGGUCCACCGGUUGAGGAAUUGGUGGCGCAGAAUCGUGAAAUUAUUCAUUGCUGCAUCAAAAAUGGCUUCAAUUUUAAGCUAUACUUUCCUCACUACAACUCUGAGGAGGAAUGGAAGCAACACUUUGGAAAUCAGUGGGCAAGAUUCGUGGAGCGGAAAGCCAAUUUUGAUCCAAUGGCCAUCCUUGCGCCAGGACAGAAGAUUUUCCCAAGGAACCGUCUGCCUUAGUAAUAGUAUCAUUAUCAAUGAAGCUCAAGUUGUUCCCUUUUUCUUUUCUUUUUUUCUUUUUUUUUUUUGGCAUCUUCUUACUGCUGAUUUUGAUUUGUAUCAGUAUGUCUAUUUCAAUUGGUUAAGAAAACAAUUUCAAGUUGUGUAAA